AUGGAUUCCCUGCUAACACAGCACGCCGCCACGGCGUCGCCCUCCAAGAGGCGCUUGCGAGGGGCCGGAGACGCGGCGCCGGGCAGGGUGGAAUUCGGACGCGCGCGGCGCAGCGGCAGCGCGAGGGACGUCCUGAGCGUCGCCGGGCUCGGCCGCUUCCUCGGCCAGGCCGCCGGCGCCGUCGACCACGGCGGCAGCAAGAACUCCCGCGGCGUGGAGGACGUCGGCACGGUGCGGCUCUUCGUGGGCCUGCCGAUCAACUCGGUAACGGACGGCGCGGCGGUGAACAGCGCCCGGGGCAUCGAGGCCGGGAUACGCGCCGUAAAGCUCCUCGGCGCCGACGGCGUGGAGCUGCAGGUGUUCUGGUCCGUGGUGCAGCCGGAGUCGCCGGACCGCUUCUCGUGGGCCGGGUACCGUGCCGUGGCCGACAUGGCGCGCGCCGAGGGCCUCAGCCUCCGCGUCUCCCUCCGCAUCCACGGCUCACCCGGCGGCAACGUCCCGAAGCUCCCGGCCUGGGUCGGCUCCGCCGCCGCCACCGACCGGGACAUCCUAUUCACCGACCGCAACGGUGAUCGCCACGAGGACUGCCUCUCCUUCGCCGUCGACGAGCUCCCCGUGCUCGGCGGCUUGUCACCGCUCCAGCGCUACGAGGCCUUCUUCCGCAGCUUCGCCAACGCCUUCGAGGACCUCUUCGAAUCCACCAUCACCGACGUGACUGUGGGGCUGGGGCCGAACGGCGAGCUCCGGUACCCGUCGUACCCUCCGGGGAGCGACGCGACCAAGUUCAUCGGCGUCGGCGAGUUCCAGUGCUACGACAAGUACAUGCUGGCCCAGCUGAGGCAGCACGCGGAGGCGUUCGGCCAGCCGCUGUGGGGGCUCUCCGGCCCGCACGACACGCCGCGGUACCACGAGUCGCCGGACUCGUGCGACUUCUUCCGGGACCAGGGAGGGUCGUGGCAGAGCCCCUACGGCGACUUCUUCCUCUCCUGGUACGCCGGGAAGCUGCUGAGCCACGGCGACCGCGUGCUGGGCAUGGCCAGCCGCGUCUUCGGCAACAAGCCCGUGGAGCUGUCGGCCAAGGUGCCGUUCAUGCACUGGUUUCACGGCGCCAAGUCGCGGCCAGCGGAGGCGGUGGCGGGGUUCUACAAGAGCAACAAGAAGAACGGGUACAGCCCCGUGGCCAAGGUGUUCGCCAGCCACGGCUGCACCAUGGUGGUGCCCGGCAUGGACGUGUGCAUGAACAAGCAGCACCGGAGCACGGGGUCCAGCCCGGACCAGCUGCUGGUGCAGAUCAAGAACGCGUGCCGACGACACGGCGCCCGGAUCGCCGGCGAGAACGCGUCGCUGGUGAUGACGCACACCAGCAGCUUCUCCAGGAUCAGGAGCAACAUCCUCACCACGGAGCGGAUGCGGCCGUCGCACUUCACGUACCAGCGGAUGGGGGCGCAGUUCUUCUCACCGGAGCACUGGCCGCAAUUCACCGAGUUCGUGCGCAGCGUCGUCUGCGGCGAGUGGGACGAAGACGACGAGGAGCGCCAGAUGGCCGCCGCCGUCUCCGGCAGCGCCAAGGCCUGGGAGGCGCAAGCAGUUUGA
Lolium rigidum is the source of this 1593-nucleotide messenger RNA. Its product is annotated as inactive beta-amylase 9-like. The transcript has 3 exons. NCBI's taxonomy places the organism in Eukaryota, Viridiplantae, Streptophyta, Magnoliopsida, Poales, Poaceae. The record is from RefSeq and is a predicted model, not a curated record. Gene Ontology annotation, molecular function: beta-amylase activity. The coding region runs from base 1 to 1593 and encodes 530 amino acids. Gene Ontology annotation, biological process: polysaccharide catabolic process.